GAGAGAAUGGCAAACUUCCUGAAGCUCACCACCAUUCUCUCCCUUAUGGUUUUGGCUUUGCUCCUAGCUUCGCAAUACCCAAUGGCCUUCUCGUCCGAGCUCGAGGACGAAGACGACGAGGAGUACGUGCUCGAUGCUCCGAAUCCGAACUUCAGAUCCAAAAGCAGGUUCUUGGCCAGCAUUAUCAAGAAAGGAGCGCAUUGCGACCCCGUCAAGUACAACAUCUGCAAUGGGAUUUCGGCAAACAAUGGAACGAGCAUUCUGCACUGCUGUAAGACUCAUUGUCGUAACAUUCUCGGAGACCGGAAUAACUGCGGGAAGUGCGGGCGCAAGUGCAAUCAGGGACAGCUUUGCUGCAAUGGAAGUUGUACGUAUGUUGCUUACAACGCCAAUCACUGUGGCAAGUGUGCUAGGAAGUGCUCGGCUGGGGUUAAAUGUGAGUCUGGAUACUGUGGGUAUGCUUAAACUAUAGAUUCGUUAAUAAAUAUUGAUUAAUUACGUACGUGAUGUUUGUGGUUAUACUCACACGAGAAGCAGAUUAGAGUGGACAGAAUCGAACUCUUACCAUGCAUGUAUAGAGGAAGAUGAAUAAGUGGUUUACACUGAACUGAGCUAGCUAGCUAGAAGAUACAGCUCCCAAGUUUUGUAUUUCUUUGCUGCGUGUAUGCUUAAUUAGCUAUUUGUGUCACAAUAUAUUAAUAAGAACUCAUGCAAGAUACGUGCGUUUGAGUGUCUAGUGUUAUUUUGAUCAUCUAAUAACACCUCAUACAUUUUUAAUUU
This is a messenger RNA of Rosa rugosa (rugosa rose), 780 nucleotides long. Its product is annotated as protein GRIM REAPER. Lineage: Eukaryota; Viridiplantae; Streptophyta; Magnoliopsida; Rosales; Rosaceae. The record is from RefSeq and is a predicted model, not a curated record. The transcript has a single exon. Bases 7 to 465 code for a protein of 152 amino acids.